Messenger RNA from Saimiri boliviensis boliviensis (Bolivian squirrel monkey), 309 nucleotides. RefSeq names its product C-C motif chemokine ligand 17 (gene CCL17). Gene Ontology annotation, molecular function: chemokine activity. Gene Ontology annotation, cellular component: extracellular region. The record is from RefSeq and is a predicted model, not a curated record. Gene Ontology annotation, biological process: immune response. NCBI's taxonomy places the organism in Eukaryota, Metazoa, Chordata, Mammalia, Primates, Cebidae.
AUGGCCCCACUGAAGAUGCUGGCCAUGGUCACCCUCCUUCUGGGGGCUUCUCUGCAGCACAUCCAUGCAGCUCGAGGGACCAAUGUUGGCCGGGAGUGUUGCCUGGAGUACUUCAAGGGAGCCAUUCCCCUUAGAAAGCUGUCUGCUUGGCACAGGACCUCCCAGGACUGUAACCGGAAAGCCAUCGUGCUUGUGACCGUCCAGGGCAGGGCCAUCUGUUCAGACCCUGAGGACCAGCAUGUGAAGAAGGCGCUUAAAUACCUGAAAAGCCUGCAGAGGUCUCGCAGCCUCCUCACCCGGGACUCCUGA